UCAAUCACUAUUUGGAUCCCCCAAUACAAUAGGACAGUCAAACAACUGCCAGAAUCACAUAAACCCCGAAACAACAAAAACCAUCGUUGAAUCAAUGUCCUAAAACAACACCAAACAAUCGAAUUUUCAGGUAGUGUUCCUCUAAUGGUUCUUGUCCAAUCUUCAAAAAUCUCCCUCCCUUCUUCUUCCACACCAACAAAUUCUUUUCUCUUCGAACCCAAUUCCCAUUCUCUAGCUUUAAUGCAUUCUGAUUCAUCAGUUUCUGUCUUCCCCUCCCUUUCUUUUCCUUCACUUUCCUCUCUCCCAAACAAACCCCAACCAACCCUCGUCCCCUCUCCUUCAUCUUCCUCAUCUUUCAUUCUCCUUCAGCAAGACAGCACCAACUUAAAUAAUCCUUCUGUUCUUUUUCUUACCGCUGGCCCUUACAAGGGUGGGUCUCAGAUUCUUUUCAGGCUCUUUCUAUUGCAAAAAGAUCGUGUCUUUAGCAAAGUUAAUGCUGUUUGCAACCAAAAAGGACUCGACUUUGAUGCAAAGCUGGGUGUUUUGAUGGAUGUGAAUCAUGGGGUUUCGUUGAAGAUUGUUGGGUCUGUUAAUUUUUUUGUUAUGUAUUCUGUUUCCAGUAGGAAAGUUUGGGUUUUUUCUUUGAAGCUCAUUGGUAAUGGUGAUGUUGUGAAAUUGAUGAGGUGUGCUGUUAUUGAGUGUUGUGUUCCUGUUUGGUCUAUUAGUGCUUCUUUUGGGUUCUUGAUUUUGGGUGAGCAUAAUGGAGUUAGGGUUUUUAAUUUGAGGCAGUUAGUGAAAGGAAAUAGUAAGAAGAUUAAGAGUUCGAAUUCGGACUUGGUAAUUGUAAAGCCGGAGAGUAAAGGUUUGAAGUUGCCUAAUGGGAUGAUUGGGAGUGAUCAUCGUAGUGUUUCAGCUACUUGCAAUGGUUUGUUGGAUGAGAAGAUUGACAAGCAUUACAUUUCAGUGAAAGAGAAGUAUGUUAAAUGCAGACAAGAUUCUGAUGAUGGGGGUGCUUUUGUGGCAUUUAAGAGCAAAGAUGCUGUGGGUUUAAAAUCCCCUGUGAAGGCAGUAUCCAUCCAGGCUCUGUUCCCCAAGAAGCUCAUUAUUUUGGAUUCUAGUGGAGAUUUGCAUAUCUUGUCCCUGCCUAACCCUGUUGGUGCAUUAAACGUCAGGUUUCAAAUGAUGCAUUUGCCUCACAGCAUGAAAGUGCAAAAGCUGGCUAUUCUUCCUGAUGUUUCUUCAAAAAUUCAAACUAUCUGGAUAUCGGAUAGACUUCAUACAGUGCAUAUGAUGAUGGCAUCUGAAAUGGAUGAUGAAGUUAACAAAAAUGAUGGAGAUGAAAAUCAGGAAAAGCUAAUGCAAAUUUCAGUUAAUCAAUCAAUUUUUGCUGGUGAAAAGAUACAAGAUCUUGUAGCCUUGGGUGCAAAUGGUAUUUUAAUUCUUGGAGAAGGAAAUAUAUAUGCUUACGCAAUGCCCUGAAUUUACUUGCAGCAUCUAAUUUUAGAGGUCAUAUCAUAUUAUUAUCACAAUGCUGAAGGAUUACUAGAUCAGUGCUCUCAUACAUUGGCAUAUUCUCUCCAGUUAAAACGGUUUUGGUUGUUUUUGUGUUGCUGAACUCACGAGCUGUUACAUUUUAUUACUUAUAUUGACGGAUGAGAGCUUGUGGUCAUGUAGCUCGCUCUUGAAGGUAUGCAAUCUUUACUUUCCCUUUUGCUUCUGUAAGUGGUAUUAGAAUUUGAGUAAUUGAAUUGAAAAAGGAGAAGCGGCAGUAAUAGUAUGCUAGUAGAUUGAGAAUGGUUCGGAUAAAGAUGAUAAGGCAGAGGGAUUACUAAUACUAUAGGCAAGUACAGAUAAUAAAAGUUCCAUCAGUUUCUAAAUAGAAGUUGGGAAUUUAUAGAGUUUGGCAUUCAGCAUUUCUACAUGAUUAUUCUUUUAACUUUGGAGAUGAGUUAGAGAUUCUUGGCUUGAUUAAUUGCUAAGCAACCAAGAUAAUCACUAAAGGGGGAUUACCUAAUACAGACAUGAAAUUAUCUGUUGGUAUAUGAAAAUAACAGCUGCUUUUAGAGGUGCCUUUCUUUUUUCUUUUUAUCUAAGAAGAUUGAAAUGAGAAAACUAAAAACCAAGCUGUUCGAGGCACAUAACAUGCUAUGUGGCUCGCAUAUGUAGUUAUUGGAUUUGUACCCGCUGAAGGUACCCUUAUUUAUUUUGGUUCCUUUCAUUCUUGACUUUAUAGGAGCUUUUAGUAGGUAUGGCCAUUGCAGGACUAAUCAUUACUACUGCACUUGAUCUUCCUUUCCCCCUCCCCGUCUGUUCCUUCUACAACUUUCAUGCUCCAGUUAUGGCAGAGUAGGAUUUGUGCGUGUCUCAUCCUGAGUGCGGAUAUCAAGUUUUAAUUUCCUUAGCAUCUGCAUGUCAUAAUUCGUUUUCCUUAUUUUUUAUUCAACUUCUCAA
Mercurialis annua (annual mercury) is the source of this 2451-nucleotide messenger RNA. RefSeq lists its product as uncharacterized. Lineage: Eukaryota; Viridiplantae; Streptophyta; Magnoliopsida; Malpighiales; Euphorbiaceae. The record is from RefSeq and is a predicted model, not a curated record. The coding region runs from base 145 to 1479 and encodes 444 amino acids. The transcript is spliced from 7 exons.